UUGCUUAUUUAUACAUAGCAAGCUGAUGUGAGCAGUCGCUGUUGUUCUUUGUUAAUUGCUUAGUGUAACGUAUUCGUUAUAAAUCAAUUUAAUAAAAUGUUCAACAGUUUCAUAUUUUUGUUUGUUGUAAUGACGGGUUUAUGUGAGUGUGCCAAUAUUUUGUAUGUGAUGCCUUUUACUUCUAAAUCUCACCAUAUUAUGUUGAAGCCGAUUGGAUUAGAAUUAGCUAGAAGGGGUCACAAUGUGACUGUCAUCACUGGAUUUCGAGAUAAGAAUGCUCCUGCAAAUUACCGUCAGAUACAAGUUGAUCAGAAAGAAAUAUGGGACGUCAUAGGAACCAAAAGACCGAACGUUUUCGACAUGGUUGGGGUAUCAACUGAAGAAUUUCACAAUAUGAUUCUCUGGAGAGGGGGACUAGGAUUCACAAAUCUAACUUUAAAUUCAGCUGAAGUGAAGAGUUUUUUAGCUGAAGACAACAAAUUCGAUUUAGUCAUUUGCGAGCAGUUUUUCCAAGAAGCGAUGAACAUAUUAGCACAUAAAUACAAAGCUCCUUUAGUUCUAGUUACAACAUUCGGAAACUGUAUGAGACAUAACAUCAUGAUAAGAAACCCAUUGCAGCUAGCCACUGUGAUCAGUGAAUUUUUGGAAGUGAGGAACCCGACUAGCUUCUUCGCAAGGUUAAGAAAUGUAUACUUCACCGUUUACGAAUACGUUUGGUGGCGAUAUUGGUACUUAGAAGAACAAGAGAAAUUGGUCAGGAAGUACAUUCCAAAUUUAGAAGAACCAGUGCCCACUUUGCUUGAGAUGCAAAAGAAUGCCUCCCUGAUAUUAAUUAACGGACAUUUUAGUUUUGAUACUCCAGCUGCGUAUCUUCCCAAUAUUAUUGAAAUUGGCGGAGUGCAUCUUUCCAAGAGUGACACUAAGCUGCCCGCGGAUUUGCAAAACAUUUUAGACGAAGCAAAGCAUGGAGUCAUUUACAUUAACUUUGGAUCGAACGUGCGUAGUGCUGAACUACCGUUAGAAAAAAGAAACGUAUUUUUGAAUGUUAUUAAGAAACUGAAGCAGACUGUGGUGUGGAAAUGGGAAGAUGACAGUCUAGAUAAAAUGGAUAAUUUAGUCGUGAGAAAAUGGCUACCACAAAAAGAAAUAUUAUCCCACCCAAAUAUCAAAGUAUUCAUAUCGCAUGGUGGAUUGAUCGGAACACAAGAAGCCAUAUUCCACGGCGUGCCUAUAAUUGGAGUUCCUAUUUACGCUGACCAAUACAAUAAUUUAUUACAAGCAGAAGAAUGUGGAUUUGGAAAAAUACUCGAAUUCAAAGAUAUCACAGAACAAAACUUAGAUAAUUACUUGAGAGAGCUUCUUACAAACAAUACUUACAGAGACAAAGCUAAAGAGAUGUCCAUUAGGUUUAAAGAUAGACCGACGACUGCUUUAGAUACAGCUAUGUAUUGGAUUGAAUAUAUUUUAAGGCAUAAUGGGGCUAGUUUUAUGAAAAAUCCAGCCAGAAAAUUGCACUGGAUCCAAUACGCAAUGCUAGAUGUUUAUGGUUUUAUAUUAGCAGUAGUGUUAACAAUUUUUUACACUAUUUACAAACUAAGUAGUUUCAUAUUGCAUAAAUUGAAAGCUCCUGAGAGAGUUAUUAGAAAAAAGUUUGAUUGAUAUUUGUUAUACUGUUGUUAUUUAACAUUAGUCUUUAUUAUAGCAUAGAAAAGUGAUAAAUAUAAUUAAGAUAUCGUAGAAAACUGUAAGAAACUCAAUGAUAUUGACUUGAAGAUCUUACGUCAAAUAUUUAGGUAGUUUUAAUGAUGCGAAAUAUUUGUUUUUUUCUGAUCUCUCUGUUUAACUGUUUGUUUUUUUUUUGUUUUGUAAUUUUAUAAUCAUGGAUAGUUAAAUACUUUUACAAAACUGUUAAUGUUUCAAAUCUUUCAAUUAGACUUAAUAUGUGAUGGUAGUUAUAUUAUAUUAUGUAUUUUAUCCCACACAAUAUGGGCUUUAAUGAUAAUUCAAGGCGUAUUAUUAUUGUGCACCAAUAAAACCAGUUAAUAAAUGGUUUAUCGGA
Messenger RNA from Bombyx mandarina (wild silkworm), 2059 nucleotides. It is a transcript of the gene UGT39B1, whose product is annotated as UDP-glycosyltransferase UGT39B1. NCBI's taxonomy places the organism in Eukaryota, Metazoa, Arthropoda, Insecta, Lepidoptera, Bombycidae. Gene Ontology annotation, molecular function: UDP-glycosyltransferase activity. The record is from RefSeq and is a predicted model, not a curated record.